UUCAGGAGAACAAUCAUGAAAGGUGAGCAGGAUUAUUUAUUGCUUCAAAAGUACGGAGUGAAACCGUUUUACUUUUUAGAAUUCAAGGAGACGUUGUGGCUUGCGGUAUGUGUCAUUAUUGCGAAUAGUGGCUUUGUGCAGAGUCAAGAUCCACUAAAUCCAUGUUUUGGAAUCGUUGAACUCGUGAGGAUUCCGGACAUCGAAGACUGCACUAGGUUCACCCUGUGUAUAAGUGGUGAAGCAUUUCCUCAGCAGUGCAGUCCAGGAUUGAUUUUCGAUGUAAUCACCGAUAGUUGCAACUUGGAAGAAAUAUCUAUAUGCAUUCAGGAUGUCUUGACUCCACCUACUCCCGGUGGCACAGAUGAAUCCACUGUACCCACUGUAGCGCCAACAGUGCCAACUGAUGGUACGCAAGCUCCACCAGCUCCAACUCCGGGACCAACGAUUCCAACAGCACCUACGCCAGGUCCCACACCAGCACCUGUUCCGACACCAGCACCUGUUACGACACCAGCACCUGUUCCGACACCAGCACCAACCCAGGCUCCUACACCCGCUCCAACAGCUCCAACACCCGCUCCAACACCCCCUCCACCAGCCCCAACACCCGCUCCAACACCCCCUCCACCAGCCCCAACACCCGCUCCAACUCCUGCACCAACUCCUGCACCAACGCCUGCACCAACUCCUGCACCAACGCCUGCACCAACUCCUGCACCAACUCCAGUACCAACGCCUGCGCCAACUCCUUCUCCACCUACCGAUGGGGCACCACACUGUCCUCCAGGAGCAAUAUUCUACGCACCGCAUCCGGACUGUACCCGCUUCUUCCGCUGUGUCUUCGGUACCCUGUUCGUGCUGGAUUGUCCCCCGAACCAGCACUGGAAUCAAGCUCGGGAGUACUGUGAUCACGCUUGGAAUGUGCCGUGCUAAUUGAUAGUGUAAGAAUUCAUCG
Ochlerotatus camptorhynchus is the source of this 955-nucleotide messenger RNA. RefSeq lists its product as uncharacterized. Lineage: Eukaryota; Metazoa; Arthropoda; Insecta; Diptera; Culicidae. The record is from RefSeq and is a predicted model, not a curated record. Gene Ontology annotation, molecular function: chitin binding. Gene Ontology annotation, cellular component: extracellular region. The transcript has 2 exons. Bases 16 to 933 code for a protein of 305 amino acids.